UUAGAACCCAUCUUCAUAGCAUUUUCUAGAGAGAAAGAGAGAGUUUCUUCUUCGCUGCUGCGGAAGGUUUAUUUUCUUUCCCAAAGAAUAAAAGCUUUUUCUGCAGUAGCGUUCAAGUUUUUACCAAUCCAAAAUUUCAAUUUAAAGAAAAAGGAGAAAACAGAAAUGGCUCGCUCUUUCUCAAACGCUAAGCUUUUCUCUACUUUCGUUGUCGAUGGAAUCUCUAACGUUAUCUCCAGACGAGGAUAUGCGGCGGCGUCACAAGGAAUUGUGUCGAGUGGAAUAAGAGGAGGAGCAGGAAGGAGCGCUGCUGCGGUAGUCAAGAAAACAGGGGAAGAGAUGUCUGGCGGAGCUAAAGAGAAGGUUUCAUGGGUUCCCGACCCGGUUACCGGAUGCUACAGACCCGAGAACUGUGCCAACGAGACCGACGUGGCGGAGCUCAGAGCCACCCUCUUGAAGAAGUAGUAAAUAAACAAACAAAAAAAAAAGUACUAGUCUCCAUAUAUUUAGCUCAACAAAGCUAACCUGCUUGCUUGCCCCUCCGUCCUUUGUGUAAUACUUGAUUCUUGAUUUCUCAUAUGCGAAUCAAGAAAUUUGUACUAGGAGUUUCAAUUGAUCUUAAUCAAAUGCUUGUUUUUA
Molecule: messenger RNA, 639 nt
Organism: Gossypium raimondii (Peruvian cotton)
Lineage: Eukaryota; Viridiplantae; Streptophyta; Magnoliopsida; Malvales; Malvaceae
Product: protein SENESCENCE-ASSOCIATED GENE 21, mitochondrial
Exons: 2
Coding region: 166-465 (99 amino acids)
Biological process (GO): response to stress
Cellular component (GO): mitochondrion
Source: RefSeq, a predicted model, not a curated record